Hypanus sabinus (Atlantic stingray) is the source of this 11451-nucleotide messenger RNA. RefSeq names its product ataxin-7-like protein 1. Lineage: Eukaryota; Metazoa; Chordata; Chondrichthyes; Myliobatiformes; Dasyatidae. The coding region runs from base 1732 to 4296 and encodes 854 amino acids. The transcript has 10 exons. The record is from RefSeq and is a predicted model, not a curated record.
CUGACAGGAAUAGGUAGCAGAUUUCUUUUACUGAAGACAAUCAAGUAGUUUUCUGCUUAUCUUUAUUGAUAUUCUGGAUUUAAAAAUUACUCUCACUUAACUCCCUCAGCUGUCAUGUUGGCAUUUGAUCUUGUACAGUAUCUUUGACUCUGCUGGCUAGUCCAGCAAUUUAAACCUAUUAUUAACCUAUUAGGAAGCAUAACAACCAAUUUGCAUAUAGUAAAACCCCACAAAUGGCAACAAUUGAAUGGCUGAAUAAUCUGUUUCAGAUGUUUUAAUUGAUAGGAAAACCAGAGAAAUGUGCCUUGCUGUUCCUUGACAUAAUGUCAGGGAUCUUUACUGCUGUCUGGACUUGAGGCUGACGUCAAAACAUCUUUCAUGAGGGUGAACCCUUGCAAGCAGUCAGGCCCUGAUGGUGUAACCUGAUGUGUCUAUAAUAUUUCUUAUUGUAAUUUAUAAUAUUUCUAUUAUGUAUUGCAAUGUACUGCUGCCAAAAAGCAGCAUAUUUCAAGACACUUACAAGUGGUUUAAACCAGAUUCUGACUCCUGACAAGACAUGCCAUGCCAUUUUAAGGUUUUAUCCAAUGUGCAGUGCAUGACUUCCUUAGCCCUGCUCCAGAGAGCGCUGGCCUAAAUCUGUUGCACAAGAUGGGGACUGAAUCAGAAGCAGAAGUGUUACACUCAUCCGUGGCUGACUCCAAUCAAUUGUUGCCAUACCAGAGAGGAAGCACUUACAAGGUGCAGGCACGUUAGCUGAAGGCUAUUUUAAGUGACUCGAGCGUGAUGGUUGUGCCUGCUAUGCAUGUGAUCUCCACACUGUACUCUGCCAAGCAUUUUGUUAGCAGCAAAGGGGAAACUAAACAUUGAGAAUGGGGGGUAGGGGGAAGCUUGGACAAUGUGCCACAUUUUGGCCAUUUUGACCCGGAAUCUUGUGCAAAAUUAAUUUCAGUAGUGAAGGGGAUUAUUUCCACUCAGAGACUGCGUUUGCUUGUUAGCCAUUUUGAUCGGCAGAUUUAAGAAAGAAAGGUUGGGAGACUGGAAUGCUGUAUGACAGGUUGUGUUCAAUUCAGCAGGCUGGGGUAUUCUGAAACAUGCAAAUACCUGCAAAUAAAACUAUUACGGUUCAUUGCAUGGCAGUGAGGACGGCACUGCUGACCUAUGAACUUACGUCACUUUCUUCAAAAAGAUUGUUAUACUUUAAAACUGUUAUUUUGUCACACGUGAUUGCUGCAAUAAUAUUUGGCAAAAUUAGUUAAAAGAAAUAGAAAUGCCAGGUAAUUGAAAAAAAGCAAAUCUAAUAAUUAUUUGGUAAACUUUGAGCCAGUAUCUUUGAUAUUAUAACAGUAAGUUAAUUGAUUUUUUUUACAUUUAAAAAUAUUAUUGCUUUGUUUUUCAAAUAACUUCAUUAAUCGCCCAUACAAUUCUGGUCUUGUUGGGAAUUUUCCUUCUGUUUCUGGCAAAGCGAAACUAGAUCCGGUAACACAUUAUAUUGGCUUUUGUUUUUUUCUGUGUCAUUUUACUUUGCUGGCAAAGUGCGUUGAUUUGCAAGCGAGGAGGUGGGGAGAAUUGCUUCAGGCCUGUGAUCGCUUUUGGUUUCUGAAGGUUGAAGCUUUCCUGCACUCCCAGCUGUUGUAAAAGCAAACCCAUUUGACCGAGACGGUCGCUCUGGGGAGAUUUCACUGGUGUUUGUGUGUUCUUUUGUGACCCAGAGGUUGGUAAACAAGGGGGGAAAUGCUGCACAGGAUUCUAUGUUUGUUGAUCUUGGCAGAAGUUCAAGUUUUGCUACGAACUCACGAUGUCCCAUUGGCAGGACCUGAAACUUUUUUUCGUGUGUGUGUGUGUGUAUGCGUGUGUGGUGUUUUACCAGUGCCUGUCAAACCGACCAUUUUGCACAGGCUCAGUUCUGACAUUUCCUGUCUUGGGUUAUCAUCACUUCUCCUAAAGACGACGCUACGUUGCAGCACCAACGCCCCCUUCCACCCGCGGGUUCUCGUCUCCACCGAAAGGUUUGCGGCAGGAUUUUACUUGCAGUAUCCAUGGCAAUGUGAAGUGCUCCAAGUUCUGAGAAGUCCAGCAUGUUUACAGUCAUUGUGUCAUCAGAUUAGGCUGCUGCCCCAGUCCUCAGUACGUGGAUUUCUGCUCUACAGUCUCCCCAUGCCACACACCAUUCCCCGGCCAAAAGGGCAAGAAAGAAGACAUGGUUCUUCGUGUAAGGCGACCCUCUCACCAGCUUCAUCAACCUCCAAUUCCACAACAUCACCAGUCCCAAUGAAAUCUAAAGCCUGCAGUAGCCAUACCACCAUUGGUAGCAACUCCAAGCCAUUCAAGACACCAAAAGACAAUCUACAAACCUCCAAUAAUAAGCAGCAACAGGCAGUCUUUCCUUCCAAAGUAACAAAAGAUAAAUCAUGUGUUCCUGUCCCAGUAGUCAGUCUUGAGAAGAUCCCUAACCUGGUGAAAACAGAUGGUGCCAAUGUUAAAAUGAGUUCCACCACUGCUACCACCUCUACCACCUCUUCUGCCUCCUCAUCCUCCAUAUCUUCUGCAAGUUUGGUUAAAUCUGGUUUGACAUCAACAACAUCAAAGUCUGUGCAACCUUCAUCUGAGAAGAUUUUGAAUGGGAAAGCAAUAGUGCCGCUUGUGGUAGACAAGAAACAUCAGAAUGGUGCUAAAAGUAAUAACAAAUCGCACAAAAGACUUUCUGAGAGGGAAUUUGAUCCCAACAGACAUUGUGGUGUUACGGAUCCUGAGACAAAGAAGCCAUGUACAAGGUCACUUACCUGCAAGACCCAUUCACUUAACCAUCGGAGAGCAGUACCGGGUCGAAGGAAACAAUUUGACAUUCUUCUUGCUGAACACAAAGCUCGCUCGAGGGAGAAAGAAACUGUGAAGGAUAAGGAGCACCCUCCGAUGUCAAAGGACAUUCUUCAGAACCAGUCAAUGCCUACACAAGAGCAGGUUACAGGAUCUUUAAUAAACUCUGGUUUGGAGACUAAACUUGCAUCGCCAGCAAAAUCUAGAUCAUUGAGCACUGUUCUUGCGAGCCGAGUUUCAGCCAUCAACAGUGUAAAUAAUAUGGCAUCUAGCAGUGCAACAGUAUUGGAAUUGCCAUUGUCCAUAAUCGGAGACUUAGCAAACCGAAUGUCCAGUGACGAAGGAGAAGUGGAUGGCUCAGAGGAAACUGAGAAACUGGACUGUCAUUAUUCUGGGCACCACCCAAAGCCACUAGGAUAUUGCACUUUUGGAAGUCGCCUAAUGGGCAGAGGUUUCUAUGUCUUUGACAGAAGAUGGAACCGUUUUCGACUGGCGCUUAAUUCAAUGGUAGAAAAGCACCUAAAUUCACAGAUGUGGAAGAAAAUUCCUCCUGCAGCGGACAGCCCCAUGCCAUCACCCACAACUUUUUCCACAUCAGUGCUGCAGCCUUUAAGCAGCCCUUCUGCAGUUUAUCUUCCUUCAAGCUCAGCAAUUACUCCCUCUUAUGUAAUGACGGCCCCCAUGUUGUCAUCUGCAGGGUUUGUGACCACAACAGACACCAAACCCAUCAUGUCAUACAAUGCUGCCUUUCCACAUGCAGCCACUGCAUUUAGUUUGAUGGAUUCUGCGUUCAAAGCCCCGUCGUUAUUGUCACCAGUACCUGCUGUUGUUCCUUCCCCGUUGCUCAGUAAACCACUGAAAACGAAAACCAGCAGAUCGUCCAAAGUUAAGGACCUUCCUACCCGCAGUGAGAGGGGCUUGUGUAGUAAGAGGAAGAAACCGCCACCUCCUGUCUCCUCCCCAUUCCCUUCGACAUUACAGAGCUCUGCUUCAACGCCAUCGUUUUCAGGAUCACACAAAAGGAACUGCAUACUGAACCCUGGCACUGCAUUGAACUCAUUUCCAGCCACAUCUUCCUACAGCGCAAUGUCUGUGCACAAUACGAACAAUGGAACCAACGCACUCAGUGCCAAAAUAGACCCCUCAGGACGGACUACUCUGCCUGGCAGCUCGACAGACUCUAUUAAACACAUGAGCAUGGUGGUAAGCAGUAUUGACCCCACUCUGUCUGUUUCUUCCCUGGUGCAUCACCCAGGGGACCAUGCACUAGUAGCACAUAACGCUAUGUCUUCGCUGCCCCUUCCUUUUGACAAGUCAGAAGGUAAAAAACGUAAAAACUCUAGUUCCAGCAGUAAAUCCAAUAAAAUAACCAAAAUGCCUGGUAUGAACAGUGUUCACAAACGAAGUGCUGCCAACGUCAUGUCUUCAGUCUCGGAAUCUUCGAACAAUUCUGUUUCCCGCCAGGCAUUCUUAGAAGAUUGAAAUCCAGAAAUUGGUUGUACUUUGAUUAGAUCCACUCAAGUUAAAGGACGAUAAUCUAUCAACAACUGGCAUAUGAAACUUAGUAGGUGCAAAAAAAAGUGACUUCCUUACAUGUACAAAGAUCCCCCAUAGAGGCCAGGACUGUGAUAAUAUGUCCUGAUGAAUAGUAGUUACCUUAAUUUUGACAGAUGCCCUGAGAAACAUGUGGAAACUUGUACAUGCUCUUGUCACCUGCAAUAUUAUUGUGUGUAUUAUGGGAGAGAGAGGGAGACUGCAUGCAAAGCUUAAAUCACAGACCAAUUCUUAAGAAUAAAUCAAAUGACACAUAAUUAAAAUUCCAUUUUAGAACCUAUUUUCUGCAGUUUAUUGGUACCUUUUUGUAAAGUAAACUUAAUAUACAUAAAGUUAAUUCAUAAUCCAAGUGCCAGUUCCGAAUCAAAUAAAUACAUUUAAAAUAUGUAAUAGCUUUUAUAUCUUAUGCUCCCAUCAAGAGUUUUAUCAGGAUCAAAGCCCUUAUUUACGUUAUUGACUGGCAUAAUGAAUAAUUUGUCACACAAUAUCAUAAUCAUACUAAUAAAUUACAAUUAUCUGAUGUACUUAUAAUCCACAUCGACACACAUAGCACCCAAGGUCCGGACUGAACCUGGGCGUUUGGAACUGUGAAGCCACAGAUCAAACUGUGACACACUGCAACUUCUAAUCAUUUGUUCUUAUUGUAGUUUUCGUUUGACCAUUGGAAAAAUGCUGUUCUGUUGUUUUAACACAAUCUAAAUCAGAAUCCUGAUGGCAUUUUGUACUCCAUUUCCUUAAGUCUGAUUGAGUAAUGUUAACCUGGCAGACUCAUGAAGGACCAUGGUAACCUUGGCAACAUAUUUUAGUAGUUUAACCAACAGGUAUAUCAAAAUAAAUACUUCCUGUUCAGUGAAUCACCUGCUAUUGGAGUUCCUAAUAUUUAAUCCCUGAUUAAGCUCCAACAAUUUAGGUAGCCAAUAUCUAUUAGGUGCUCAAAAUUGUAUUUGCAAAGACAUCUAGCAGUUAUUCACAGGUGGACCUCUCUGAUGUUGACAUUGGGCCAUUGGGCCUUUGAAAGUAAACUUCUUCACUACCCCUAACACAUAGUGAACAGGCUGAAUGACUUGUUUUCUACUUUUAUCAAUGUGUACAAGUACACCACAUUGAUAAGUGUAGAAACAAGUUACUGUUAGACCAAAUCCCCAAUCCCUGCCUCAAAUGCUUACACUACCACAUUUAUGCUCCAAGCUGCUGCUAUAGUUCAAUUCUGUUUCAAGUUUCAUUGUAUUGUGGGUUCCAGCAAAUACAAUUCAGAAAUCAAAAUGUACGUGCCUUUGUAAACAUUUAUUUAUUAGACUCAAUGUUGUAAUCCACCUGUCAUUAAUAUAGAACCUUUAUCUCAGCUAAAGCAAAUCUCGUGUUGGAGAGUCAUUUCACGCAGAGGUUUCACAACAGAAUUAGGUAUUAAAUCACCACUGCAAUCCUAAUCCUAAUCACAGACAUUUUUUUUAAAUUGUAAGGAGUUCACCAGCGGCCAUUGUUUUCCCCUGAGAUUUUCACAGUUCGAAAUAGAAUGAAGACUGGCAACAUCAGUGAAAUGUUUAAUUAGGGGUUGAUUUUUAAAUCAGAUUAUUGAGGUUCCCCAUGUAGUUGGAAAACCAGUCCAGAAAGUCAAAAAAAAAGGGUAAGAUCAUUGAAGAAUAACGGUCAACAGGUGGUCUGGAGACAAAAUGGUUGUGAGCAGGAGUGAAGGUUGCUAUUUGCUAUUAAAAUUGUGAUGGAAAGUAUAAAGAACGGGUGUAUUUAAUGAUAGUUAUAAAUUACCGGACACCCUUUAAAUGUUUACCAAAUGUUCUCACCAUCAACUGUUGGGUUGGGAACAUUCAGGUUUGAGCUGAGAAUCCUAGUACAGUAUUUAAUUAGAAACACCUUUCAACACAUGAUAUGCUGAAUGAAUAUUAAUGAGCGUCUCAGAAAAGACCAUACAAAGUUUUAACAAAAGCUGGAGAAUAAAGAGAAUGAAGGCAGUAAAACUGAUUGCGGCUCAAGACUGACAUACCGCUGAGGACGUUUCCUGCGACUUGGGAAAAGCAUUAAAGGAACUCCACUUGGCAACUGCUUCCUUUUGCAAAAAAAAGGUUGAACAAGGCAGCUUAACCAAUGAAAUUAUUGCAACAAGGCAUGAUGCAAGUCAUGGAAAUCAUUUCUGUCUGCAAUGAACCUCCAAUGUUGUGUUCUUUUGGCGAACUGCCCACUUGUUGAUACAGACAAAAGGCCCACAGGUUGACUCUAUUCAUUGUAAACAAAAUUCUAAAUUGCUGGAAAUACUAACCAAGUUCAUUGGAGUCGGCAAAAUGAUGAAGCAUACAAGACUUUAAGAUAUAGGAGCAGAAUUAGGCCAUUUGGCCCAUUGUCUGCUCCGCCAUUUCAUCAUGGAUGCUCCAAUUUUUCCUCUCAGCCCCAAUCUUCUGCCUUCUCCCCAUAUCCAUUCAUGCCCUGACCAAUCAAGAAUCUAUCAACCUCUGCCUUAAACAUACAUAAAGACUUGGGCUCUGUAGCAGCCUGUGGCAAAGAUCUCUACAGCUACACCAAUCUCUGAAGAAAUUCCUCCUCAUCUCCGUACUAAAAAAGACACCCCUCUGUUCUGAGGCUGUGACUUCUGGCCUUAAGACUCUUCCACCAUAUGUGCUGGCCAUUAACUAUGGUUACUGAAAUAUGUGAGGUGUUUAAUGGAAUUACAGAAGUGAGAAAGUGUUCUAUCAAACUAAUUUUGUUUCAGUUACCCACUUAUUGUAUUCUGUUCUAUUUAAAGACAGUACAAGGUAAAAUUAUAAAGUUUCUUCACAGAAACUAAGUUUGCUGUAUUUCAACCAUCUUGUUUUUUGUAUUUUUGAAGAGGUCUUUCUACAUCAUUACUUUAUUAAUGAAAUAUAGCAUUCAGUGUGAUUCACCUGUAUAGGGAAGGCACUCCAAAAGUACUGAUGGGUAGGUCAAAAUCCUGGAAUUGUGUAGCUGCUGAUCAGUUGUGUGUUUCGUAUUCCAGCAUUUUGACCCCAGUUACAGUUUAAUUUUUGUUUGUUAAUUUUCAUUAGUGUUUCCAUUAUCAGCAUUUGGGAAUCAAUCAACAUCUUGAAAAUAAGAAAUUUUAACAAGCCAUGUAAAUUGCAUAUAGUCUAUUAAAAUACAGCAUUUUUAUCAAAGCAAUGGUAUGAAUGGUUAAAUCAUAAAUCAGAAUGGUAUAGCUUCUGAAUUCUCUGGCUGCUGUUUUUGAUUAAGUGGCAGUCCUAUCAGACUUCCUGUUUUUCACCUAAAAAUGUUAAAAUUGUAAUUUAAGGGAUUUUUUAAACAAUAUAAUUCUGAAAUUACUAUUAAGUCAAUCAUUUAUCCAUAAAAUACACAUUUUUCCACACAGUUAGCAAGUAGAAUAGGCUGCUGGAAACCAUGCAGGAAGGAACAAUAAAGAGGCAUCUUCACAGACAUAUGGAAUUAGUAUAGACAGCGUGUGGGUUAACAAGAUGUGGUAGGCAAAAGACCAAGUUUUAUGUUCUCUUGUGUGUUAAAUUUUAAUGUAAGAAAAUGAACAACAAUCUUGUUAUUCUGAUUUCUUCACUACUCGUUAAUUAUUGCUUUCUGCUGAAGACCGUGUUACUUGCACUCCAUGCCAUCUUAUGAAACUGUAGUGUCAAAAGUCACUACCAUCAGCCGUCACUGACCUUUGGGCAACUUGCAAGCUCUCAGUUCCAAGUUAUGCCACUGGAUGGAGCAUUCUGCUCACAAUAUUAGUUUCCCCUGCAAUAUUCCCAGAAAGUGUUUUGUAUAAAAUGCAGAAAAGGUCUUAACUUGAUAAAAAUAUUUUGCGAGUAGGGCGAAGUCAUUUACAAUAUUUCUAAAAUUGUGAUGUUUAAGGCUAUAUUUACAUUGUGAAUACUGCUCACAAGUUGCUGUAUUAUUAAUUUGUGGCUGUUACUUCUUUAACUUGCCUGGCUGUAGUUGGAACUGUCAGAUCCAGGAGUCCUUUGAUAAUAGGGUGAUCUCCAUUCUCAGAUUUUAAAAUGAAACAUGAUCACAGGUAGAGGAAUUUAAAUAGUCACAAAAUUCUUGAGCACUUUACCAACCACAAAGUUCUGUAUUUGGAGUGCCCCACUUAAGAGAUGUGAUAUCAAAUUGCACCCCUAACAGGCCUAAAGUUAUAUAUGCACUCUCCAUUACCAGCACACUGUUGGUAUUCCAUGUCCCUUCUAUAAAAUGCACUACAACAACUUAAGUCUUUUUUUACAUCAUCUCCUAACCCCGCUACAUCUAAUAGCAAGAUCGGAAAGGCAUGUGGCAAUGUCAUCUAAUUUGGUGUGUGGCAUCACUGCUAAGUUAGUCAAAGUAAAAUCUGAUAUUCAUUUGCCAAGGUUACAUUACAAUGCCAAGGUUAGCAGAAAAUGAUGACUGAUAAGUGAAGGAAAAAGAUUAAAGAACAGCUGGUGAAAUCUGUGAAGUUGACCACAGUCUCUCAAUUUUAAAUAUAUACUUAAAGAACUCUUGUUUUCAAAGAAAUAAAAAUUACUGCACAACUAACAGUUUUGAAAGGCCCGUUACCUUUUAUAUUUACUUGAUAUUCAUCAACAUCAUGUGUCAUGUUGUAUGAUUUGGGUGAUUAGGGUCAAUGACCAUGAUUAUUCUCGGCAAAUUCUACAGAAGAGGUUUAUCAUUGCCGCCUUCUGGGCAGUGUCUUUACAAGACAGGUGGCCCCAACCAUUAUCAAUACUCUUCAGAGAUUGCCUGCCUGGCAUUAGUGGCCUCAUACCCAGGACUUAUGAUAUACAUCGGCUGUUUGUGCAAUCACUCACCACCUGCUCCCAAAGCUUCACGGGAUCCUGACGGGGCUAAGCAGGUUUCCCAAGGGUGAUCUGCAAGCUAGCGGAGGGAAGGCGCCUUACACCUCCUUUGGUAGAAACAUAUCUCCCCCGCCACUUAAUAGAUUAAUAUCUGAAAGCUGAAUAGAUUACCUCUAAAGACGUAAUGUGAUGUUGAUUCUGAGCUACCAGCAGGGUACGUGCAUCUAUUAGCAUGGAGAGAAUAAAAGAGCUUUCUUGGGAAUCAAUUAAGUCAAUGGAAUAGAGGGAGGGAGAGCAUAUUAGUCUGCAAGCUUGGAACACCAGGAGAGUGCAGGAAGUCAGAGCAGUGGAAUGCAGAAAGCUUGGAACACCAGGAGAGUAUGGGAACAGGAGAUGUGCAGGAAGUCAGAGCAGUAGAAUGCAGAAAGAUGCAGGAAAAAGCAGCACAAGAAAAGACAAUAAACAUCUGAAAGUAUGAGGCAUAUAAAAGACGAAUGAAUAGCAAGACAGUAUUCAGAAGUACAUUGCAAAAGCUGUGAGGGACAAGCCACGGGAAAAAAAAAAGCCAGAAAGGGAACUGUGCCAGAAUGAUUCUGGGGAAACAAUACAUGAGGAGAUACGACAGAGUCACAGUGAGCAAAAUGGCAACGUGAAAAAAGGCAUGACACUGAAAUGGGUCAGGGCAGAGCUACAGUCCCAUGAUCUGACCCAACGAGAGCAGCCAGUUGGGCAAUAGUUAUGCAGCACUCAAGAGAACAGCCUGGGGGGAAAAGUCCCAAGACUUCUAUACUUAAAUCACACAAGAUUCAAGCUUACCAACAGUGAAAUCUGUCAUCACAUCAUGGAUAAAUGCAAUCUCCGUGAUUAACAGGUCCAGAAUUAUAAGAUAAUUAGAGAAUAAUAAUUAUAGCUUUGUAAAAUUCAAGAAUGCACCUGAUGGUGCAUCACCAUACAGAAUGCUAGUUGAUCCAACAGUAAGCAGUAGACAGCAAAGCAUAAAGCAUAAAAGCUAUUGCCCUCUCCUAUUAUUACUGCUUAAUUCAUGGAACAUUUAAUAGCUGCAAUUGGGAUCACAACAAACAAGGGUAUAACGUUAAAAAAUUCAAAGGCAGGAAUAUAAGAGGCAAGAACAUAACAGGUAAAAGGUCACUCUGCUUCUCAAGCCUACUCUGCCAUUCUAAAAAAUCACAACUACUCUGAUCUUGGCUAAAAUUCCACUACCUUAUUUGUUGCCUUUAACCCUUCAUGUACCUGUUGAGCAAAAAUUCAGCCUUCAUUGAUCCUGCCUCCACAUUUCUCUGGGGUAGGGAAUACCAAAGAUUUAUUAACCUCAAAAAAUGAUUCGCUCUCAUUAUAAAUGGUGCAUUAAAUGAAAGCCCCCCUUCUGAAAAUAAGCUGCUACUUUCAGAUACUCUCAGCGGUAUCAUCACAGGAUCUACAUUGUCAAACUCUUCUGGAAUCCCUUGUUUGUUCUAAACCCUAAGCAGAAGUCCAAAGUAUUCAAAUGUUUCUUAAGUCAACCCUUUCAUUUGAGGAAAUAAAAUAAAUGGUGGAAAGAGAAACAAAAUUAAGAUUUUGGUCACAGAGCAUUCAUCAAACUAGUAAAGCUGCUCUGAAAUACCUCGAAUGCAGAGUAUUUCUUUGAUUAAAGAUACCAAGAUUGUAGGCUGUACACUGACUUACAAGAUUUCUUUCUCCGCUCCCUUCUGCAAUAAAAGACAAUCUGACUAUUCAUGUUGCGAAUUAUUUCUAUGUCUAUAUAUUAGCUUUGUUUUUGAUUUUCCGUACGUUCUACUCCGAGAUUUGUUUUGGCCGCAUGUGCCCUCGCAACCUGCUUUCCCACCUGUCUUUGUAGUCAGCCAAUCUGCCUGUAACGAACUCUCGGUAAUCUUUUACCCAUUAAAAAGCUGAUUUUACUUCAGUGUACACCACUGUAAUCCUCGUCACCUUAAUUCAUUGGGACUGAAAUCCUUUCGAGGGAACGGUCUGCAGCAGUGGUAUGGUUAUCCCUCGACUAUAGAUAACAUUCAAUUUUCCAGUAUAGUUCGUGGGGUAGAAAAGUAUCUUUGGUCAUUUAACACCAGAGAAACAUUGGACGCUGGAUUGGUAGCACACUGGAUUCCUCGCUUGCUCUGUCAGACCCGAGGUGUCCCUCAUUCGGCUGAUCCGAAGAUCCCUCGGUGACAGACUCCAACAACCCGAACCGGCACCGGGUUGCCAAUGGACCGGACCCAGGUAAUCCAAGACCCCCGAAUCUUAUGCAUCGGCCCCGGGUCAAGUUCAGGGGACGCUCGGAAUCGACCUCCAGCACCCAGCU